AUGGAUGAAUGGCGGUUCUCACUCUCACUUUGUUGUCAUGUUUCAGCCGGAUCAUGAAGGACAGUGAGGACGUCGGCGCCAGUGUCCCUACUGGACUGGUACGAUCUGGACCAGGAGCUUAACCUGGUGCUGGAGAGACCAGUUCCCGCCUUGGACCUGCUGAAAUAUGUCAAGGACAACGGGGGCUCCCUACAGGAGGAGGAGGCCAAGAUCAUACUGAAGCAGCUCUUCGAUGCAGCACAUGAACUUCAGCAUCAGCGCAUCUUCCACCGGGACAUCAAGGUGGCAGAUAUCCUCAUCGAGACCGGCUCGAAUGUCCCACGCGUACGAAUAAUCGACUUUGGCCUGAGCUGCUUUUUCAAAGACAAGUCCACCUAUCGCGUCUUCUACGGUAAGAUGUCCAGCUUCUACUCCCACACUGCACUAACUUACCUAUCUCUGACUUUUACAUUCAAACAAAGCUGCACCUCCUCCUCCUCAACCUCACCAUUAUUAUUAUGUCUGUGUAUUCUAGGUACCUCUUCCCACUGCCCUCCAGAGUGGCACAGCAGCGGUACCUACACGGCUGGCCCCACCACGGUGUGGCAGAUGGCUGUGGUCCUGUUUGAGACGCUCCACAGGAACACAAAGUUUGAGAUGAAGAAGUUCCUGAUAAACGAGCUGAGGAUCAGCGAGGAGCGUCCUGAGGAUUGCCAGGAUUUCUUGAGGGCACGUUUGUCCAAAGACCCCAACCAGCAUCCGACCCUGGAGGAGCUCAAACGUCACUCAUGGCUGAGAUAAACCCACACACACACACACACACACACACACAUAUCCUAACACCAGUCAAUGAAUCCAUCCAAUGCCAUAUAUCAGGGUUGUAAACUGGUCACAUUUCCGUGAAAAUUGCUGUUCUGGAUCCAAAAUAGGACAUAUGUGAGAUAUGUCUUUAUUUACUCCAGAAAGUGGCGUCCCUCGCUGUCAACUUCACGCCUCCUUGCUGUGGCCGUGUCUGCCGCCUCGCAGGAAAUGUCUGCUGUUUAGAAACCGUUCGUUUGCUUUGGUUUUCCGCCUGUUCAUGAAAACACAUUAGCUCCAUCUUUGUAGUUCCUGCUUGGUGCAAGUCUACAAACUGUGUGAUAGUUCUGCCAUCCUGGACAGGAAAAAAUGCCAAGUGAUUUU
Messenger RNA from Epinephelus moara (kelp grouper), 1161 nucleotides. RefSeq names its product serine/threonine-protein kinase pim-3-like. Gene Ontology annotation, molecular function: ATP binding; protein serine/threonine kinase activity. Gene Ontology annotation, cellular component: cytoplasm. The transcript has 3 exons. Gene Ontology annotation, biological process: regulation of mitotic cell cycle; negative regulation of apoptotic process; protein autophosphorylation. Lineage: Eukaryota; Metazoa; Chordata; Actinopteri; Perciformes; Serranidae. The record is from RefSeq and is a predicted model, not a curated record.